Messenger RNA from Pseudoliparis swirei, 1689 nucleotides. It is a transcript of the gene tmem128, whose product is annotated as transmembrane protein 128. The transcript is spliced from 4 exons. NCBI's taxonomy places the organism in Eukaryota, Metazoa, Chordata, Actinopteri, Perciformes, Liparidae. The record is from RefSeq and is a predicted model, not a curated record. Bases 67 to 558 code for a protein of 163 amino acids.
GUGGCUUCUCAUCCCCUGUCGGCCUUUAGUUCGCUACUAGUUUAAAGUUUAAAGACGGUCAACACGAUGCUCAACACCAGCGAGUUCGCGACUCUGCGGAAUAGAUUCAAGAGAGAUGCGGAGUUCCUGUUGCAGGCGAGCGGCGAGGAAGAGGAGAAGAAGAGUCAGGAGGAAAAAGAUGCUAAACCUCUCCCGCGCUUUAACAGACACUCCCUUUUCUGGAUCGUGGCGUCGAUAGGCGUGACCUACUAUGUGGAUUUCCUCCACAACAUCCUGGAGAAUGAUGACAUCAAAAGUUGGUGGUUCAAUGUGAGUCUGACGCUCCUCGGGAUCUGCCUGUCCCUCGCCAUGUUUUGCAUCGUGUACCUGGAGUGGUUCAAAGGCAUCGAGCACUAUGACCAGGAGUAUCCCGCCGUCCCCCCGCUCGCCACCGCAGCCUUCAUCGCUGCGUCCUGCAGCCUCAACAUGGCCCUGUGGCCCGUGUGGUCCUUCUUCACGCCACUCAUCCUCUUCACACAGUUCAUGGGCGUGGUCAUGCUCAUCUCUUUGAUGGGGUGAAUGUGACGGGUGGAGGAUAAUAGUUCCUCUGUCAUUUUGAGUUUCAUAACAUUUAUUUUUUAUUGACGAAAUAACCUUUUAUUUGGCCUUUAAAUUGUGAUUAUUUUUUGCGUAAGUAAAAUUGUGUCACUAAACAUUAAAUAUUGAAUACCGACGCUUUGCACUUGAAGAUUUGCAUAUAAUAACGUUAUUGUUAUCCACAAUGUUCAGUUUUCUUCCAUUUUACACGCAUUUCACAGUCAAUGUCAAGUUUACAACUGAAUUAACAAACUGCACUGACGGAGACAUUCCAGCACCAAAAUUAACAUAUAUAUAUAUGUAUGUGUAUAUAUAUAUAUAUGUAUGUGUAUAUAUAUAUGUGUAUGUAUGCACCUGCAGCUGAUUGAUCUCGACCCCCCUGCUGAACCAACAUGGCUCUCGUGGCCUCGGCUCCGCAUGGCAGCGUCACUGUGGUGACAUCUCGGUUUAUGAUUUGUCACUGACGUGUUCUCCCAAAGAAACGAUGACGUGUGUGUGUGUUUUAUUUCUUUCUCUUUUCUGAACGAGAGCGGUUGCCGAUCACGUUAACUGCGGAUCUGCUCGGUUCAUCCGGGCUUCAGGGAGCUUUGACAUUGAACCGACCUUCACGACCCCCAGAGGUCGUAUUCACAGACCUUCUGAGGACCGAGCCGCCGCUGUUUGAGCUCGAGAGCGAUUUUUAAAGAGAGCAAAAAAGGGAAUGAAACGUCUCGACUUGGUGAGGAGGUGAGGUGUGAUUGGUUGUUAUAAAAGAACAAUGCCACCCAUGACAAUGGACAGUGACAUAGAGAUGCCAAAAGAGAGUCUCUUCUGCUUUGUGAAGACGGGCCCAGGGUGCAGACACUGAAGCAGAUAAAUGGCUUUGUUGUUAUUUAUAGUGUUCUAUUUAUUUCUUUGCUCUUUCCACAUGUGAAAAUGGCCUUUCUUUUGUAUUUAAAUGUAUAUAACAAUGUGUUUAUGCAAAGGAACAAAAGGGUUGUACCUGCUAAUGAAAACCAACAAAGAUUUUUACUUAUGAUUUUUUUUUUUCAAGAGCAUCUUGUGGUAAACAAUGUUGACUGCUCAUAUUCUGUAAAAUAAAUAAUCUUAAAUAAAGUUUUAUAACUGAUUUCA